This is a messenger RNA of Scatophagus argus, 1977 nucleotides long. RefSeq names its product eukaryotic translation initiation factor 4E-1A-like. The record is from RefSeq and is a predicted model, not a curated record. The coding region runs from base 49 to 768 and encodes 239 amino acids. The transcript has 7 exons. Gene Ontology annotation, cellular component: eukaryotic translation initiation factor 4F complex; cytoplasm. Gene Ontology annotation, molecular function: RNA 7-methylguanosine cap binding; translation initiation factor activity. Gene Ontology annotation, biological process: translational initiation. Lineage: Eukaryota; Metazoa; Chordata; Actinopteri; Scatophagidae.
CAGAGCCAGGAUCAUCAUGUACUGUGUCGGGGUUCUCGCGCAUGCGCUAUGAGAGUACCAGUUGGUCCAAUCAGCUAUUUUAACACACCCCUAAUAACUGAAUGUGAUUUCCAGAAGAUGGCGACUUUUCUGGUGGUUUCAACUUCAGUUCCUGCAAAUCCUGAAAAGGAAAAAUGUGAAACAGCCAUUCAAAAGGUUGUGAGCCCUGAAGCAUACAUCAAGCAUCCACUACAAAACAGGUGGGCUCUUUGGUUUUUCAAGAAUGACAAAAGCAAAACAUGGCAAGACAAUCUUCGUCUUAUCUCCAAAUUUGACACCGUGGAAGAUUUCUGGGCGUUAUACAAUCACAUUCAGCUAUCAAGUAACUUGAUGUCUGGCUGUGACUACUCGCUCUUUAAGGAUGGCAUUGAGCCCAUGUGGGAGGAUAAGCGGAAUCGACGAGGUGGCCGAUGGCUGAUAACUCUCUCCAAGCAGCAGCGUAAAUCAGACCUUGAUCGUUUCUGGUUGGAGACGCUCUUGUGUCUUGUGGGUGAAGCUUUUGAUGACUACAGUGACGAUGUGUGUGGAGCCGUCAUUAACGUUCGAGCCAAAGGAGAUAAAAUAGCGAUAUGGACCACAGACUACGAAAACAAAGAGGCCAUCACACACAUAGGGCGUGUGUAUAAAGAGAGAUUAGGCGUUCCGCCAAAAGUGAUCAUCGGAUACCAGUCACACGCAGACACAGCCACAAAGAGCGGCUCCACGACCAAGAACAAGUUUGUUGCCUGAGGACUGAUAACCAGAAUCAUCAUCAAAGCUUUCUUCUGUUGCCAGCAUAGAUUUUCUGUCAUUUGUCCAUGAAUGUAACUGACAUGUUUAUCCACUAACAAACAUUUGAAGUGCAGAUAAAAUUGCUUCCUUUUUGUUUGCCUAUUUGUUGCCAAUUUACCAAAGCUUUUGUUUGUAAGUAUGUACAGUUAAAAUGUAGCACUCUGGUUUGAGAACUUCAUUGUUUUUGUGGCAGUGAUGAAGAGAAGACAAGUAAAAGAUGUUUUGAUGGCAAAAUUGAACUGCAUAUUUGUGUAAAAUUUGUUUCAUAGUAUAUGUCAAUAAGUUUUUCUUAAAGUACUUAAGAUUAAAAGGUUAAAAACAAAGUAACACAUUUUCUAUUUUGUAUAAUCUGUGACUUUUUGUUUCUACCUUGCAUACCUCUCCAUCAGUAGUUUAAAUGUAUGGAUUUAUUUGCAUUCCGUUGCAUGGUGGAAUUUUGCCUUAAGCCACAUUUUCUGUAAGUGAAGAGAGCUAACAAAUUUAUGAGGAACCUUUGUGUUCAGAAAAUGUUCUGACACAUUUGUGCAGUCAUUUUUUCAGUUUGACAAAAAGUUGCUUUUUUUGCAGAUAUGAGCAUCUAGUGCAAAUGUUAAGAGUUAAAGCUGAGACCAGCAGAAAAUCUAUUUAAAGAUGCUUAUGGUGCUUCACAAUGAAUGUUAUAAUGAAAGAUUUUGACGUUGACUUCUUUGCCACUCGAUGCAAGAAGCAUCAUUUAUCUUAGGUGGUGCCUCAGAUUUAUCACUUGUGCAAAUAUGUGAAGUAUAUAAAUUCUAGCCAUUCAUACCCAAACUCUUGGAAUGCUUUUUCUGUUAUACAUAAAUACUUAUUAUUUUUUUUGUUUCACAGCAUAGAAAGAUGUCAGUGAUGAAAGCAUUAUUUUGUGUUGUAUGAAGAAUGAUUUUCCAAAUGUAUGUAUUUUGGGGUAUCUUUUUUUUCCUGGUGAGUGUGCAAACCAUAUCACAGUUUACGGUGUUAAAAAGGUUUACCUUUGAUAUGUGUGUUGUUGCUUUGAUGAAGUUUGCAUAGUUUCAUUAUGUACAUUCCAGGUAUUGUUUUGUUUGUCAGAUAAUGUGGAGGAACUGAACUGUGCCUAAAUGUAACAUCCUGCCCCAUAUUUCUAGGCAGUCAAUGUACAAUUUAUUGAUGUAAAUAAACAUGUACAGUGAA